CAAGAAAGUGCUAGCGCAAGGCAUCGUGGGAUACUUAAAAUGGCGGACUGGAAGAAAAAUUUUGUUUGUUAGUUUGUGCGUUUUCCAUAAGUUGUCGUCUAGUCGUUGUCUCGAGAGAUUUGAAUUUUUAUCCUUUGGUCGGCCGCGGUCACGAUGGCCAACAAACAGUUAAGAAUUUUGGCAUGCGGUGACGUAGAAGGCAGGUUCAGCCAGCUGUUCAAACGAGUCUCCUCCAUCCAGAAGAAAAGCGGAGACUUCGACAUGCUGCUGUGUGUGGGAGACUUCUUUGGGAUCACGGCCGGAGCUCGCACCGAGUGGCAGCAGUACCUGGAGGGCAGACAGAGGGCGCCGAUCGCAACAUACAUCCUGGGAGCCAACAAGCCUGAACAUCUGGAAUUCUACGGGGAGGAGGAUGGGGGUGAACUCUGUGAAAACAUCACAUACUUAGGUAGAAAGGGAGUGUUCACAGGGGCCUCUGGACUGCAGAUAGUCUACUUAAGUGGAGUAGAAGGAGAGGCAGAAGAAGGCUGUUGUUUCUCCAAGACUGACGUUACAGCUCUUUGCGAGUCCCUCAUAAACAAGUAGAAAUUUCAAGGGGUGGACAUCCUAUUGACGUCUCCAUGGCCAAGAGGAGUCACAAACUUUGGGAACAGUGUGGAAGGUGGCAGUGCUCCACAGGGGUUGGUCACUGUUGCAGAACUGGCCAAAAUCCUUCGGCCCCGGUAUCACUUCAGCGGACUGGAAGGUGUCUUCUACGAGAGACUUCCCUACAGGAACCACAGGGUGCUUGCUGAGAGCGACAAACACGUCACACGCUUCCUGGCUCUAGCCAAGGUGGGCAACCCGGAGAAGAAGAAGUACCUGUACGCAUUUAACCUGACCCCAUUGACUAACAUGGACCAGUCUGAACUGGUAAAGCAACCUCAUGAUGUAACCGAGUGCCCUUACAAGUCUGAAACGGGUAGGCAAGAACAGUCUCCAGAAGGUGAGGAGGAUACUGGGUUGCAGUACCGCUAUGACUUGUCAGGAGGAGCUCAUGGACAGGGCAGGAAGCGAGGACACCAGGGAGGAGACAGGGGACCUGGUGGGGAGAAGAAGUCCCGCCCUCCCCCUAAGCCCACGGGUCCCUGCUGGUUCUGCCUGGCCAGUCCUGAGGUGGAGAAACACUUGGUGGUCAGUGUGGGUGACCACACCUACCUGGCACUGGCCAAGGGGGGACUGGUGCCUGACCAUGUGCUCAUCCUUCCCAUUGGUCACUACCAGUCGAUGGUAGAAGCCACGGCCGAGGUCCAUGAAGAGAUUGAGAAGUACAAGUCUGCUCUACGCAAACUGUUCCAGUCCCAAGGAAAGGAAUGUGUGUUCUAUGAGAGGAACUAUAAGACACAACACUUACAGAUCCAGGUUGUUCCAGUGCCCUCCCACCUGUCUGAGGAUGUAGGAGAAGUUUUUCAGGAACAGAGUCAGAUGAAGAACCUAGAGCUGGCCGAACUCCCCAGACACACCGACCUCAAGCAGGUCGUCCCCUCGGGCGCGCCCUACUUCUACCUUGAACUUCAUUCCGGUGGCAAGUUCCUCCACAGGAUAAGGAAGUUCUUCCCUCUACAGUUUGGUCGGGAGGUCAUGGCUAGCUCCCCUCUCCUGGACAUGCCAGGCAGGGCAGACUGGAGGAACUGUAAAUCCUCCAAAGAGGAGGAAACAGAGACGGCAAAAAUUUUCCGUAAGGCAUUCCAGGGUUAUGACUUCAACCUGAUGUAGUUUCUAAUGUACAUGUAGGUGCCUCAGAGGUAGCUUUCACUCAGAGGUAGCUUCCACUCAGAUGUAGCUUUCACUCUGAGGUAGCUUUCAGUCCAUUUAGCAUUUCUGUACCACAUUUGCUAAAUAUGUACUUAUUUCUGGUAUCAUACUGUUUUAGAUGGAUCCAAAUUGACCACUGUAAAUAAAUCAUACAUGUAUUGGUAGCAUGAAGAAACAACUUUGGAACUUUUUUUAUUUUCUGCAGAAGGGACACUUUUUAUUUCGAUGACAAAAUGAUCAUGAGUAUUUGAUGUUUUUUAUGUAGUAUAAUUGUUUCAAAAGCCUCUACGACUGAAUACAAAGCUUGCUGGUUGUACUGUUGUGUAUCAUGUCUUUAAUGCUGUUUUGCAAUAUUGUUCUGUUUUAUUUUAUUCAUUAAUUUUUGCUCAUGAAAUUCACUGUUAAGACAGUAGUGGCUUCCAAUGGUGUACAUGAUGUAAAUGAUGUUUGAUGAUGAACAUGUUUUAGAUUUUAAUAAAGUUGAGAUACUCUUUUA
This is a messenger RNA of Branchiostoma belcheri (Belcher's lancelet), 2290 nucleotides long. RefSeq names its product CWF19-like protein 1. The record is from RefSeq and is a predicted model, not a curated record. Gene Ontology annotation, molecular function: RNA lariat debranching enzyme activator activity. NCBI's taxonomy places the organism in Eukaryota, Metazoa, Chordata, Leptocardii, Amphioxiformes, Branchiostomatidae. Gene Ontology annotation, biological process: mRNA splicing, via spliceosome. Gene Ontology annotation, cellular component: post-mRNA release spliceosomal complex.